GAAAGGGGUUUUAUUUGCGUGGAUCGUUUCCGCAGAAAUUUCAGUGCCGAACUGCCGGUGAACUGAAUUUAACAGAAUAAAUGAAUUAAAGUAUUUCGUUCGGACGAUAAAGGAACCGUAGUUCUCGUUCCAGUGUAUACAGGAUUUUGGUUUAAACAGUGUUUUGGGGAUCAACACUGCGUUACGAAAUGAUCCCAACGACACGCUUGCUAGCCAUGUUCUCAAAAGCCGCUGCAGGUAACUAAACUAGCUAAUGUUAGCUAGGCUAACGCGUUGCGAUAGAUGGACCAUAGCUUGCUAACUCGCUAGCUGGUUUUCAUUUUCUCUUGUCCUCACCAUCGUGUUUUACUUAGACCUAUUCGUUACAUUCCACGUCUCUACAGUAACAUUAGGAUAUGCUGUGUCAAUAGGCUUUUGUGUAGCUAGUUUGCAUAGCUUUAACUUUUAAACCCAACUAGCCAACGUUAGCGUCUAGCCCACGACAUUUUCAACACGUAACGUUAGCUAGUUAGCCCUCUGCGGAAGCCUACCAUCAAAUCAAACUUUCCCCCAGUUUGGUUUUUUAUUAACUUGAGAAACUAGUUCUCUGGAAUACGAUGGCUUCUUCGUCGGGAAACGAUGACGACCUCACCAUUCCCAGGGCAGCCAUCAACAAAAUGAUCAAGGAAACUCUGCCCAACGUACGGGUUGCCAAUGAUGCAAGAGAGCUUGUUGUGAACUGCUGCACAGAGUUCAUACAUCUAAUCUCAUCAGAGGCGAAUGAAAUAUGUAACAAGUCUGAAAAGAAGACCAUAUCACCUGAACAUGUAAUUAAUGCACUUGAAAGCCUGGGUUUUGCGUCGUACAUCACAGAGGUGAAGGAUGUCCUGCAGGAGUGUAAAACAGUAGCACUUAAAAGGAGGAAGGCCAACUCUCGCCUGGAAAACCUGGGCAUCCCAGAGGAAGAGCUCCUCAGACAACAGCAGGAACUAUUUGCUAAGGCACGGCAGCAGCAGGCCGAGCUGGCCCAGCAGGAGUGGCUCCAGAUGCAGCAAGCUGCCCAGCAGGCCCAGUUGGCUGCAGCAUCUGCCAGCGCUGGACAGCAGGCUGGCUCGUCCCAGGAUGAGGAUGAUGAGGAUGACAUGUGAUUAUGAAGCUGAUCCCUGGGUCUGGGCUGCAACAUGCAAAACAUUUGGAACAGAUAGUAAAAACAAGAAUCUCUUAUUGGAUAAGUACAGAUAGUAGGCUGCCACCUGUUUCUAGCUGUUUUCAUCCGUUUCGUGCCUGCUGAAUACGAACCAGGCCAUAUCCCUUGUCUUUGGACAGUGUCGGCAAGCAGCCCUCUCUCUCUCUCUCCGAACACUCUAAUUGGCAGUGAUCUGAGCUGUGUUCGGACAUAAUGCACAUAACCCCACCAGUCCAGUAUCAGGAGUUCACAUUAUGGACAGUUUCAAGGUACAUAGAUAUGGGGAAUUUUAUUAUAUAUAUGUUUUUAUUGUCACAUACUAGGUAGACAUUUUUUCUUUUUUGACAGCAGUACCUGAAAACACAUUUGGAUAAAGAUACAUUUAAGCUUUCCUGCACUUAAAUUAACAAGCAGGAGAACAGCUCCUCACUUGUCUUACCAAAGGUGGGCGGUGCUUAUUCCUCCUACUGGCAUGUCCUUUUUGGGAAAUAAUUUUUACAGAACUUGUUCCUUACCCCCCUCUUUGUUUAACAUGACGGAUAUGUCCCCAAUAGUACCACCUCCCAUAUAAACUGGCUCUGAUCAAUUAUUUGGGAUACACCCAACAUAUUUCUGAAACACUUAGAAGGGUUGUGAAUAUGUUUUGAUUUGUAAAAUAGGAUUCAAAUGCUUUUUGUUUUAUUUUAGCUCAGUCAUACAGUGCCUUCGGAAACUAUUCAGACCCCUUGACUUUUCCCACAUUUUGU
Oncorhynchus tshawytscha (Chinook salmon) is the source of this 1911-nucleotide messenger RNA. RefSeq names its product down-regulator of transcription 1 (gene dr1). The coding region runs from base 597 to 1127 and encodes 176 amino acids. Gene Ontology annotation, molecular function: core promoter sequence-specific DNA binding; TBP-class protein binding; general transcription initiation factor activity. Gene Ontology annotation, biological process: chromatin remodeling; RNA polymerase II preinitiation complex assembly; negative regulation of transcription by RNA polymerase II. Gene Ontology annotation, cellular component: negative cofactor 2 complex. The record is from RefSeq and is a predicted model, not a curated record. The transcript is spliced from 3 exons. Lineage: Eukaryota; Metazoa; Chordata; Actinopteri; Salmoniformes; Salmonidae.